ACGUGUCGUAUGACCUAAGUCAGAUACCUCAAACCUUUUAUGUUGUGUCCGUUCACACAGUUACGUAAGAUCUAAAUCGGUAACUAGGUUGACAGAACUACCAUGCCCAGCACAGAUGCCUAUCGUGAAACUUUGGAGAAAAGAAGACAAAGCUACAAUAAGCAGCGCAGUCAGAUGCAGAGGUUCAAGUUUCGACAACCAAACAAUACUCCUAGCGUGAAUUUCUCUCGGCUCAAUCAUUACCAUCUGUAUCUACGUAAAAACCCCGGCAUCAAAUCCUACUCCCAUGGCCAUGCUUCACAGGUCAGUGACCAGGCAGCCAGUCCAGCAGCAUACAGAAUCCAAGGUCGGGUUUAUAGGCAGUCGAUGGUCUAUUCAGUUUCGCCAAAAUACGACUGCGGAUCCGAGUGUUUCAUUGAUGGACCACGGUGCUUAAAUGCUAAUUCUCCAGUGUACAACAUCUCCCAACCUAACUCUACGACACCGAUACAUUACAGUGCUUGCGACGUAGUGUACCCUAGCAUGACUGGUGUUAUUGAAAUAUCUGGACACAUGAUAAUGCAUCCCAGCACAGAUCUAAAAGUAUAUAAGAGGUUGAUUGGCAACCGAGAUCUUGCAAAAGAAGCUGACUUUGAUAAUUCAAAGCUUUCUUACAUAGAGAAAACUGCAUUAGACUGCAAAAGUACGAACUACAAGUGCUUCAGAGGGCCCAAGUUACAGUGGCAGUGCAUGGGCUCCGGUGUUAGACGAGCCUCUCUCCUAAUCAGAGACAAUUACAGUACCUCCGUUCUUGCAAAACUGGCUGCUGGUGAUGGACAAAGGCUUCUUGCAAUAGGAUCAAGAUAAUCUUUUGUUGACGGAAAUAUUUUUCCUCAGCUUCUA
This is a messenger RNA of Bolinopsis microptera, 882 nucleotides long. RefSeq lists its product as uncharacterized. Lineage: Eukaryota; Metazoa; Ctenophora; Tentaculata; Lobata; Bolinopsidae. The record is from RefSeq and is a predicted model, not a curated record. The transcript is spliced from 5 exons. The coding region runs from base 103 to 846 and encodes 247 amino acids.